Messenger RNA from Gigantopelta aegis, 1790 nucleotides. Its product is annotated as fibroblast growth factor receptor-like. Lineage: Eukaryota; Metazoa; Mollusca; Gastropoda; Neomphalida; Peltospiridae. The transcript is spliced from 8 exons. Bases 305 to 1390 code for a protein of 361 amino acids. The record is from RefSeq and is a predicted model, not a curated record.
ACCGAGAUUGUCGCGUGCAGACGGCAAUAAGUGCCCAUUCAUUUCCGCUUUCCAUGUUGGUAAACGAGGGCGGGCAUACCGUUGUGUCGUACACUGUAGCGCAUAUUCGGCUAAACAACGUAUCGUGUCAGGAAAAAACCCAAACCACAUUCAUAACCAGAUUUUUUCAUGUGCUACGCAGAAUAGCCGGAUUUUUCUUUAUUCUUGUGGAUGAUGUGAUUACCGUACGAUUAACAGGUUCCUAUUAACAACACAACGGACACGCCCUCAUGUCAAAGGUCGGGUGUCACCGUGACCCUCGAGCAUGCGCCUGAGUGACAUCACGAUGCUGCUGCUGUUGCUGAUGAUGUUACUGGCGGACAUAGACUGCAGACGAUGUAAAAAGACCAAAGGCAAAAAGUGUGAACGACGAAACAAAGGAAAGACAAGCGCACCAAAAUGGCGGCGGAGAGGACCGAAGGAGAGUCACGUGAUUCAACGAGAAAACUCGGAGGCGGUGUUUAAGUGCGAAGUCGUGGCCAAUCCCAGACCCAAAUACAAAUGGUACAAAAAUGGAGAAGUACUGAAAAUUAGAAAAUCAAAAAAGUACCGACGACGGCGACAUCGGUUAAUGAUACGAGAUCUGACAAUGUCCGAUUCCGGGAACUACACGUGUGACGUGUACAACAAGCUGGGCGCCGUCAACCGAACAUUUCAACUCACCGUCCUGGGUGAGAAGCCAGUGAUCAGCGAGGUUAACGUCAUAGAGAGGCCUAAAAACCAGACAGCGCAGAUCGGCGACACGGUGGUGUUCCUCUGUCGAACCGACACCUGGCCACGCCCCCUCGUCGAGUGGUCAAGGAAACGCAACAACAGACGAAAAGUAGAAAUAUUACAAAAAGCCUCCAACAGAAGUAGGUCGGAGGUGUUGGUGAUACACAAUGUAACGAAGAAGGAGGCCGGUAUUUACAGGUGUACUGUUCACAACGAGAUAUCCACCAAACAGCUGUCGGCGCAACUCGUUGUUAUAGCUGAAGACGAAGAACUACCAUUUGAACCAAAGUGUGCGUUACACGUGAGGCAGCAGUUCUUGAUUGACAGUGUCUACGGCUGUCAGACGAUGGUUCCCGUGGAGAUUACGUAUUGCAUGGGCUCGUGUGGGCGGAGCUACUUUGUCCCCACCCUCGUCACCACGGACGAGGCGUCGUUUCAAGCCAAUCAUCUCAACCAGACCUGCGAAUGCUGCGUGGGCGUGGUUCAAGGAAUAAAGAUCGUCCAAUUAGAUUGUCCGUCGGGUGGUCGCAAGACUGGUUUUUACACAUCUUUACGUGACUGUAUCUGUCAGCGAUGUAAGGUAGAAGGUGAAAUAAAGAAGAAAUCAAGUCGAGUGGCCACCACAGAACAACCGUAAAAGCAACAGCAGCAGCAACAGCAACAACUACCACAACACUAAAUAAACAAACAGCACGAUUUUCCUGGAAAUCUCAAUCACUACCAAACUUGUGUCGAAUCAAAUGUCUUGGAACUCUUACAAAACUCAUUAAAACUUCCAUUCGAAAUGGGGGGGGGGGGGGGGGGGCAAAAGAUAACUGUGUUGAGAAGAUUGGUAAGCCACUUAUGACGAUUUCAGUAUAACCAGUCUAUCGGUUCAACAAAAAAUCAGGAAUGCGUUCAGUCAGACAGAUCAAGAAAGUGUUCGCUAAACUGGUUUACGCGUUAGCGAAUGACCACAUCGUGAAUUUUAUUUAGCGAACGUUUUCGUUGUUCGCUGUCGUUGAACAUUAGCCUGAUUUGAUACUUGUCUUCCAGUA